GCGAGCCUGUUGCUCACUGUGUUAAUCAAAAAGUUAUGCAGAGGCCAUGUGUACAGAGGACAUCUGGAGGCCUGAUGGAGGGGCGAGGAGCUGUGUGACUGGUGUCAUCACCAGAAUGUGAACAUGUUAUGGAAAUCCCAGAGAUGUCAUAUUACACAAGGAAAAAUAUGACGAUCACCUGUACACUGAAACUAAUUGUAGCUCAGGGACUUUACUGCUGUAACCAGAUAUUGUGACACAGUAUGCUGUCAAAGUCCUGCAACGACACUCACCUUUUUACCUCCUUGGCUCCUGUCCUCUCCGUCAGGUAGUCUUGUCCAGCACUGUGAGCGUAGACGGACACGUCCUGGCGGUGUCUGACAACAUGUUUGUCCACAACAAUUCCAAACAUGGACGGAGAGCACGCAGACUGGAUCCAGGGGAGUCUGUGGAGAAUAGCAUGGAGUACACAACACCAUGUAUCAAAGCCAUCAGCCCCAGUGAAGGCUGGACCACUGGAGGAGCCAUGGUCAUCGUCAUAGGGGAGAACUUCUUUGACGGGCUGCAGGUGGUGUUUGGGAGCAUGCUGGUGUGGAGUGAGCUGAUCACACCUCACGCUAUCCGUGUGCAAACAACUCCGCGACACAUCCCGGGGGUAGUGGAGGUCACACUGUCUUACAAAUCCAAACAGUUCUGCAAAGGAGCUCCUGGCCGCUUCAUCUACACCGCUCUUAAUGAGCCAACUAUAGACUACAGCUUCCAGCGUCUUCAGAAAGUAAUUCCACGACAUCCUGGUGACCCAGAGAAACUCGCCAAGGAGAUCCUAUUAAAAAGAGCAGCAGAUCUGGUGGAAGCUCUGUAUGGAAACCCUCACAGUAACCAGGACAUGUUGCUGAAGCGUGCAGCAGACAUUGCAGAGGCUCUCUACAGUGUUCCCCGUCCUCACAGUCAGCUGCAGGCACUGCCGAGUUCACCUGCCCACGGGAGUGUGAUGGGUCUGGGCUCGUACCCCUCUCAGUUGGGUGUCAGUAUCGGGGAGCCAGGACAGAGCAGCCAAGGUUACAAUCGAAACUCCAGCAGUCUGUCUCCAAGAGGUUACCAAUCAGCCUCUACUCCUCAGCAGUCAGGCUACGGGGGCUGCAGCGGGAUGACUGGAGGCUAUGGGACAGUUCCUAUGACCAGCUUAGGUGUUUCUGGUUUCAACAGUACCUCCCCCACUGGCUCUCCUUACAUCAUGCCCUCCAGCCCCACCAUUCCUGGAAGCUCCAGCUCCUCAUCUUCUCUCCUGCCUUUCUCCUCCUUCCCAUCUUCUGCUAAACAGAAGAGUGCUUUUGCUCCCGUCCUCAGACCACAAGGCUCUCCCUCCCCGGCCUGUCCUGCCUCGGGUGGGAACAGUUUCAGAGGUAGCCACCCAACUCACUAUCUGACUCCGCUGUCUGAACUCACAAAUGCAGUCUAA
Molecule: messenger RNA, 1438 nt
Organism: Cynoglossus semilaevis (tongue sole)
Lineage: Eukaryota; Metazoa; Chordata; Actinopteri; Pleuronectiformes; Cynoglossidae
Product: transcription factor COE2-like
Exons: 8
Coding region: 365-1438 (357 amino acids)
Biological process (GO): regulation of DNA-templated transcription
Molecular function (GO): DNA binding; DNA-binding transcription factor activity
Source: RefSeq, a predicted model, not a curated record